AUGGAGAAUGAGAAGAGGAAGAUAAUGAUAUUUGGGGGAACUGGCUACAUUGGGAACCACUUGGCCAAGGCCAGCUUGCUGUUGGGCCAUCCAACUUAUGUCUAUGCUCGUCCCAUCACCCCACGAACCACUCCUUCCAAAGUUGAGCUUCGCAAGGAGUUGCAGUCCAUGGGAGCUACCUUUGUCCUGGGAGAAGUGGAGGAGCAUGAGAAGAUUGCGUCGGCACUUCGGGAAGUGGACAUAGUUAUUUCUGCACUGGCAUACCCUCAAGUUCUUGACCAACUCAAAAUCAUCGAUGCCAUCAAAGUUGCUGGUAAUAUAAAGAGGUUCCUUCCAUCAGAAUUUGGGUCUGAAGAAGACAGGAUAACCCCUUUACCCCCUUUCGAAGCAUUCCUAGAGAAAAAGAGAAAGAUUAGGAGGGUCAUUGAAGCAGCUGGGAUUCCUUACACAUUUGUUUCUGCAAAUUGCUGUGCUUCAUACUUUGUUAAUUACUUGCUCCAUCCACAUGAGAAAGCAGACGACGACAUUGUCGUAUAUGGAAGUGGUGAAGCAAAGGCGGUGCUAAAUUAUGAAGAGGAUAUUGCUACGUAUACAAUCAAAGUGGCUACUGACCCUAGAACAUGCAACCGUAUUGUCAUUUAUCGGCCCCCAAAAAACAUCUUGUCACAAUUGGAGCUGAUAUCACUUUGGGAGAGGAAGACUGGUCGAAGUUUCAAUAGGAUUCAUGUCUCGGAGGAAGAAAUAGUAAAGCUUUCUGAGACCCUACCACCUCCAAACGACAUACCGGUGUCUAUCCUUUACAGUGUAUUUAUCAAAGGCCAAACGGUAUUUGAAUUGAGGGAGGAUGACAUGGAGGCUUCAAGGCUAUAUCCGGAUUAUGAAUACACAACCGUCGAUCAACUUCUUGAUAUUUUUCUCGUUAAUCCCCCUAAGCCCGCAGCUGCUGCGUUUGGAUGAGUUUUCAGUCGCUUUAAAGAAGAGACAGAAGGAAUAAGUUCUCGAAGUUAUUUGAUGUUGAACAAUGUUAAAGUAUUAAUUAAAUUAUUAAAUUUAUCAUUUCCUAUU
Messenger RNA from Corylus avellana, 1065 nucleotides. Lineage: Eukaryota; Viridiplantae; Streptophyta; Magnoliopsida; Fagales; Betulaceae. The record is from RefSeq and is a predicted model, not a curated record.